Molecule: messenger RNA, 2790 nt
Organism: Peronospora matthiolae
Lineage: Eukaryota; Oomycota; Peronosporomycetes; Peronosporales; Peronosporaceae
Source: the annotation of a GenBank genome assembly
AUGCAGGCGCUUCAAGACGCGCAGCAGCGCUUUAAUGACCUUGUGAAUAAUGACACUGUCUGGCCUGAGCGCGUGCCGGUGACGAAUCUGCCGGACUUUGACGCCUCGUUUAUGAAGGAAGGGUUUCUGCAAAAGAAAGGCCAGCGGCUCAAAGGAUGGAAACGUCGCUGGUUCGUCUGUGACGGCCGCACGCUGUCGUACUAUAUCUCGAAGAAGGACCGGAAGCCGAAUGCCGUGAUCCCUUUAGAAGGCUGCAGUGUCGAAGACGGGGGACUGAGUGAGACGUGGAACUCGCCGCGCAUUUAUUUGACGGACCCCGCGACCGGGAUCAUGUACUGCUUGUCCGCAGAAGAAGGGACCGUGGUCACGCAAUGGCUCCAUGUCUUGCGCGCAGCGGUGGCUCGAGUUCAAAGUGGAUCCACUGGGAGUGACGCGAGUGUCGAGGCAUCGUCACAAGGCUCGGCACUGAAGCAACGCUCAGGACGACAGCAGAACAAGUCGCAGGGGCCACGGCUGCCGUCGGCUUCUGAUGAUGAAGACGGUCGCGUGCAUCUCAAACGUGCGUCAUCAAUGGAACCAACUUCGACCUUACCGAGAUCAACAUUGGUGGGUUCAAAUGCUCCAGCAUCGUCAAAUGCAGCUGCAAGUGGCGAGAAGAAGAGGCGUGCGGCUCGGGUGGUAGCAGCACCUUUGGUGACCGGUACGAGUUCGAAUAGUACGGCAACGUUGCCGCCGUUACAGCAGCAUCAUCACCGUCCUCAUCGUACCAAGACACAGCGCUUGCCUACGACCGUUUCACUGGAAAAUGAGCUGUCGUAUGGACUUGAUGUACUGGAGGCACUGUUGUGUGGCCACAGCAUGACAAGGUCAUCGUCUCCGAUCCGCAAUCACGUUGUAUUUCGACCCAUGGGUGCAUCCAACGGCGUGUUGCGUAGCCUUGGGACGGACAUGAGUUCUGGAAAGCAGUAUGCGCGAGCGAGCGUUGUCUUGCCUGUGUCAUCAGAAGUGGCGGCAAUAUUGCUGGCUGACCAUGCGCGUCGCGCCGAAUGGGAUAUACACUUUCCACAAUCAUCUCACGUAGCUACCUUUGACGACGCGACGGAUCUUGUGCAUCUAUCGAGUGGUAGCUUUGCGCAAGUCCAGAAAACGAAGCCGUUUAUAGCUCCACACGUGGCUGCCACAGUGUGUGCUUUUGCAUUCACUGCACCACGUGAUUUGGUGCUUUUGCGUCAUGUCCGCGAGUCUGCUGUGUCUGAUUCUCACGAUUCGGGUGAAGACAAGUCGGUGGACGAGAUGGGCCAAUCUGUGGUACUCAUGCUGGAAAAGUCUGUGGCCAACGAGCUAAAACCAAUCGUGCCUGGAAUAGUGCGUGCGUGUGUGGGCUUGAGCGGUUGGUUACUGGAGCCGGUUGGUUCAGGCCACGCCACACUGGCCACCUAUAUCACCGAUUUGGAUAUGCGGGGGUGGCUAUCGCCUUUGACGCGGCAAAGUUUCUUGAUCUCGCGUCUGGAUUGCGUGUCUGUUCUAAGUGAGUACGUCAAUCAGGCGCAGCUGUGUGGGCCAGAACUUGGGUUUGGCGGUGGUUUGGACGAAGAUGGUGACGGCGAGUACGAUUCUCGAAGUGCUGGGUACGAAGAGACUGGCGAUGGAAGUCUUGGGGAUGCUGCCGAUAGCGAGUCAUCUGCGAUAUUUCACCCGAAGACGUAUAUGCGUGGCAUGGUACCGCUGCCCAGCGGUGGUCUGAAGCUGAUUGACAAAGAGGUGGCAAAGAAGCAGGGUGGUGUGGUGAAGGAUGUGAUCAAGUCUGCGGGAGCAAAGAUCCUGGAGGGCAAGUCAGCUGUUAGUCUGUCACUUCCUGUGCGUAUUUUCGAACCCCGUACCAAUUUGGAACGCGUGUGCGAUUUGAUGUUAUAUGCGCCGACGUUCUUGAACGUUGCGUAUGCGCAGAAUGAUGCAUUGGAACGCUUCAAGUACGUCAUGACAUUUGCAGUGGCUGGGUUGCACCACAGUAUUGGACAGCUAAAGCCAUUCAAUCCAAUUCUAGGUGAGACGUUUCAAUCGACGCUGAAUGAUGGAACUGAUGUAAAUUGUGAACACACGAGCCAUCACCCGCCAAUCAGUAAUUUCCAGUUCACUGGUGAGAAGUACUCUAUCGCUGGAUUUGUACUUUGGCAUGCGAGCAUGAGCGUCAAGUCUAACGCGAUGCUCAACACAAAUAAGGGACCUAUUCGUGUCACAUUCCCUGACGCUGAAGAUGUUUCUGGAACGACCAUCGAGUACAAUUUGCCGUAUUUGCAGAUUGGUGGCUUGCUUUGGGGAGACCGUACGGUUGACAUUAUGGGCAAUAUGGUAUUUGAAGACAAGAAGAACCAUUUUCAGUGCGAGCUGCGCCUGAAUCCAGAUGCGAAGUCCGGUAUGGGUGGUAUAUUCUCGAGUUCCAAGACGCCCACGGAUUCACUUCGUGGAACCAUCUUGGACACAUCAGUGUCACCUGCGCGAGAGAUCUGUGACGUUUCUGGCUCAUGGCUGCAUGAUCUCGUCUUUGAUAACAAGACGUAUUGGAGCAUUGAUAAGCACCAGAGUGGCUACAUGAUGCCGUACCCUAAAGAGAAGAUUUUGGCAUCCGAUUCCCGGCACCGCGAGGAUCUACACUAUUUGGCAGCAGGUGACUUGGACGAAUCGCAGGAGUGGAAGGUGAAGUUGGAAGUCCUGCAACGUGCCGACCGCAAAUUACGCCUGGAUGGCCGACGUCCCAAUCACUGGUCUUACCGCACUGCUCCUGGUCAUUGA